AUGGGGGCUGGAGCGAGCGCCGAGGACAAACACUCCAGAGAGCUGGAGAAGAAGCUGAAGGAGGAUGCCGACAAGGAUGCAAGAACUGUCAAGCUGCUGCUGCUAGGUGCUGGAGAAUCAGGCAAAAGCACUAUUGUCAAACAGAUGAAAAUUAUCCACAAAGAUGGUUACUCACUUGAAGAAUGCUUGGAGUUCAUCACCAUCAUCUACAGCAACACCCUGCAGUCCAUCAUGGCCAUUGUGAAGGCCAUGAACACACUCAAUAUAAACUAUGGCCACGCUGAUCAGCAGGAUGAUGCGAGGAAACUCAUGCAUCUUGCAGACACCAUUGAGGAGGGCACCAUGCCUAAAGAACUGUCAGACAUCAUUUUGCGCCUGUGGAAGGACUCUGGCAUACAGGCAUGCUUUGACAGGGCCUCAGAGUACCAACUCAACGACUCCGCUGGAUACUACCUGAAUGACUUGGAGCGACUGAUCCAACCAGGCUACGUGCCCACUGAGCAGGAUGUGCUGCGAUCAAGAGUGAAGACUACUGGUAUCAUCGAGACCCAAUUUUCCUUCAAAGAUCUCCAUUUCAGAAUGUUUGACGUGGGUGGCCAGAGGUCAGAGAGGAAGAAGUGGAUCCAUUGUUUCGAAGGUGUGACCUGUAUCAUCUUCAUUGCUGCUUUGAGCGCUUAUGACAUGGUGUUGGUGGAGGAUGAUGAAGUGAAUCGAAUGCACGAAAGUCUGCACUUGUUCAACAGUAUCUGCAACCAUCGCUACUUCGCCGCCACCUCCAUUGUACUCUUCCUCAACAAGAAAGAUGUGUUCAUUGAGAAGAUCAAGAAAGCUCAUCUCAGCAUGUGCUUCCCUGAAUACGAUGGCCCCAAUACGUACGAGGAUGCUGGUAACUACAUCAAGAUGCAGUUCUUGGACCUGAACAUGCGCAGAGACAUCAAAGAAGUCUACUCUCACAUGACCUGUGCCACAGACACAGAGAACGUCAAGUUUGUGUUUGACGCCGUAACCGACAUCAUCAUCAAAGAAAACCUGAAAGAUUGUGGUCUCUUCUAA
This is a messenger RNA of Micropterus dolomieu (smallmouth bass), 1053 nucleotides long. It is a transcript of the gene gnat1, whose product is annotated as guanine nucleotide binding protein (G protein), alpha transducing activity polypeptide 1. Bases 1 to 1053 code for a protein of 350 amino acids. The transcript is spliced from 8 exons. Gene Ontology annotation, biological process: adenylate cyclase-modulating G protein-coupled receptor signaling pathway. Lineage: Eukaryota; Metazoa; Chordata; Actinopteri; Centrarchiformes; Centrarchidae. Gene Ontology annotation, cellular component: heterotrimeric G-protein complex. Gene Ontology annotation, molecular function: G-protein beta/gamma-subunit complex binding; GTPase activity; G protein-coupled receptor binding. The record is from RefSeq and is a predicted model, not a curated record.